Messenger RNA from Protopterus annectens (West African lungfish), 3824 nucleotides. It is a transcript of the gene PRKAG1, whose product is annotated as protein kinase AMP-activated non-catalytic subunit gamma 1. The coding region runs from base 150 to 1148 and encodes 332 amino acids. The transcript has 13 exons. The record is from RefSeq and is a predicted model, not a curated record. Lineage: Eukaryota; Metazoa; Chordata; Ceratodontiformes; Protopteridae.
GGUGGUCCCUUCUUUGGUGAUAGGAAGUGGGCAGACAUGCUCUUAGAAGCGGUAGAUACAGAGUAAUAAACUGGAGUAUACUUAAUAGCUUCCUGGUGACCGGUGUCAGUAAGAACUGAUAGAAGCUGCUGUAGGUUCUUGGACCUGGAAUGGAACGGGUUGCUAUGGUUCUAGAAGGCUGCCGAGAAGCUCUGAAUGUAGCUGAAAAUGGUGGUGAUUCCAGUAAUGACGUUUACUCGCGUUUCAUGAAAUCGCACACUUGCUAUGACCUCAUUCCAACCAGUUCCAAACUGGUAGUCUUUGAUACCUCACUACAGGUAAAAAAGGCAUUCUUCGCACUUGUUGCUAAUGGAGUAAGGGCAGCCCCUCUGUGGGACUGUAAAACACAGAGGUUUGUGGGGAUGCUAACAAUCACAGACUUUAUUAAUAUUCUUCACAAGUACUACAAGUCUCCAAUGGUACAAAUCUAUGAACUGGAGGAACAUAAAAUAGAAACAUGGAGAGAAGUUUAUUUACAAGAUACUUCAAAGCCAUUAGUCAGUAUCUGCCCUACUGCCAGUCUCUAUGAAGCAGUUUCUACGCUUAUAAGAAAUAAAAUUCACCGAUUGCCUGUUAUAGAUCCUUUGACUGGUAACACUUUGUAUAUCUUGACACACAAAAGGAUACUGAAGUUUCUCAAACUUUUUAUUGCUGACUUGUCUAAGCCAGAGUUUAUGUCCAAGUCUCUGGAGGAGUUAAAAAUCGGGACAUACAACAAUAUUGCUGUAGUUCGUAAAGAUACACCCAUUUAUGCAGCACUAGGUCUGUUUGUUGCACAGCGGGUCUCAGCCUUGCCUGUGGUUGAUGAUGCAGGGCAUGUAGUUGAUAUUUACUCCAAGUUUGAUGUUAUUAAUCUUGCAGCUGAGAAGUCUUACAAUAAUCUUAAUGUGUCCGUCACAAAGGGGCUGUGUCACCGUUCACAGUAUUUUGAAGGAGUACUGAAGUGUUAUCAAAAUGAAACCUUGGAGACAAUUAUCAACCGCCUCGUAGAAGCAGAAGUUCACAGACUCGUGGUAGUAGAUAAGGAGGAGGUUGUAAAAGGAAUCGUCUCUCUCUCUGAUAUCCUGCGAGCGUUGGUUCUUCAUACAGUGGGCCCAGAUUCGUCCUGAUGACCACUGUACAUCUGUGUAAGAUGGAAUGUUUCUUAUAAGUUCAGGUCUGAUUGGUAUCCAGUGUAAGGAGUUAACUGCGGUUUAUAAUGAUGUGGAAUCCAGCACUUCCAACAAGUUGUAAAUCAGCACUUUCACCAUGCUUAUAACAGUGUUUCCAACACAGCAUAUUUGUCGUCUUUACUCCAUUCCAGAUGUUACAAGCUGUGAUUGAAGAUUCAGUUGGAUAUGAACUUCAUUCUUCUUUAAAGAGUUGUUCAAAAAUUCCUCUUCCGAUGAAACGUUUUUUCCUUAAACAUUGUAGGAAAGUUCCUCGCUCUAAUAUCAGUUCAUUUUAAAAAGUUGUUAAAUUCACUGAUGAGUAACAUCAUUAUUUUUGUAUUCACAUUUUUUACCUCUUCUAAGAUCAUUGUAGCAGCAAUAUAGUGUAAUAGGUGUGGAGGAGUUUUGCAUGGGUAAGCAAAAUAUUUAUUCUGUGAUAGUUUUCUCUGUUAAUGUUUGCUGCUAUGGUUGUUUUUUAGUGGCUUCCCUUUAAUUUCCAUGUGUGUAAAAUAUUGAGAGCUUAGUUGUGAAGUUGUGGUCUUGGUUUCCAGUUGUGCAGAUCUUUUGCUUGUGGUGUUAUUUUGAGUGACAUUUUCACAUUGGCUGCUGGCCAGUCUUUCUGAUGGAAGUUCUGCUGUGUCCUUUGUGAGUUUUAGAUUUUUGUUAGAAUUUUUUUUUGACAUGAACCAUGAAUUUGAGAGCAUCUCCUAAGCUGUGCUAGCACUGUAUUAAGUCUUUGAAAAGUGUUACUACCAUAAUUAUAGGUACACCUUCAGCAGAUAAGACCCUAAACAUUUAAGUUUUGUGUCUUGAAGGCAUCUGAUGUUAUACAGAUUCUUUCUUAUCUGCUUAAGCCAGUGUGGGGUUGUGGAAGAACUGGAGCUUUUCCAAGCACUUGGUUGGAUGCAAGGCAUAGAAACUCAUUCUGAAUGGGACUCCAACCCACUGUAGGAUGCAAAUGUGAGUGCAGGCAUGCACAAAUGCACACACACACGCACGCACACACAAACAAUAAUGGACACCUACAAGCAAUUUAGUGGAUUGCCAGUUCACCUUUGUCACAUUUUUGGAAUGUGGGAAGAACCCAGAGCAUUCAGAAAAAAACUCAUGUGGACACAAGGAAGAACUGCAUACGUUGCACAAAAGGCCCCCUGGCCAAGAUCUCAACUGGAAAACCACUGUGAUACAACACUACCUACUGCACCUCUGUGCCUUAAUUUUUGCAUCGCUUUCCUUUUGGGUUGUAUUGUUUUGAUUACUUUCCACAUCAAUGCUUAGUCCUUAGCUAAGCUGUUGUCUUGAAUUUUCCCAUCAUUGUGUGUGUGCCCACUGCAGGAGAAAACUGCUUUUUCAAAUCCAAGUAAAGUCACCACAUUCGGUAGUCUGACACUGUUUUUUGGAGACUUGUGUCAUAUUCUAGGCUGUAGCUGUUUUGGUUUUGCAUACUGCUCACCUCUCUGUUUGGCAGGGCUACAAGGAAGUAGGUGGUUUUGCCCAUUCAAGCCCUGGUUAGAUUACUUUGCAGUCUUUGAGAAAAGCAAGUGCCAAUCUUGUUAGUAUAUCAGCACACUUCCAUAACAUCUGCCAGUUGAGCUCUGGAAAUAAACUUGCCACCAUUCUCCUGGUCUGUUUAUUAUCUUCUGUUCAUGGUAGGCUGCUCCAACAUUCUCCUGGUCUGUUUAUUAUCUUCUGUUCAUGGUAGGCUGCUCCAACACUCAGGACCACUGUUGAGCCAAAGUCACAGAGCCCUAGUCAUGUUUUUUCUUUGUCACAAAGCUGGCAUCUUUUAUAGCUUUCUUUUUUCCUACCACUUUUCUCUGCUCCAUUCAGAUCCCCGCAGAGUUCCAGCAAUCAUACAGAGCUAAGGUGCCAGCUACAAAGACACACUCAUAAGAUUCCUAAGAUAGGGACUUUGGCAUUUCCUUAAUUUUAACUAGGUGACAACAGCAGCAGCAUAACUAGUUCCCACACAGUUCUUUUAGAAUGAGAAGGGCAGGUUAGUGUCAGUUUGCUUUCAUCCUGCUGGUUGGCUUUUCGGACAGAGGGUCCACUGCUUGUACCUGGCUUGCCAGCACUUAUGUCAAGGCUCAAUAUUAUAUACUUUAGGUGACAUAGUAUUUCUCUGGAUUUUCAUUUGUGUGAUCAUAGUAAGUACACCUCAGCCGUACAGUCCCAUCCAGUUAAACAAGGUUUAUAACCUACCUUAUGGUUGCAUGUCCUCAGAGUGGAUUGUAAGAGGGUUUAGGGGAACAAUGCUGCUUGUGUUCAGAGUGGUGGUAGGGUUGCCCCUUGUAUAAGAGUUGCAUUGAAUAUGUGCAAUGGAAUGAGCUGUUACUGUUGUGGUUUGAUGUAAUGGGCUCUGAUGGCAACUUAUUUUAUUGCAAGGUUUUCAGAAAAUGAGGGUUACUGGAGUUAUGAUUUAUAUUGCAAAUCCUAACUGUUACAUAUGUCGAACUUUUCACAAGCUGGCAGCCCUGCUUUCCAGUAUGUGCAGAAAAAGAAUGGCUGCUACUUUUACAUUUGUCACCAUUUGUGCUUUUUUCUUGGAUGUUGCUUCUGUGUACUUAAAGUUAAUGUUUAUUUAAUGAUUAAAUAUGUUUCAGAAUGAAAUUAACUAAUAAAGCAUCACAGAUA